Molecule: messenger RNA, 330 nt
Organism: Drosophila eugracilis
Lineage: Eukaryota; Metazoa; Arthropoda; Insecta; Diptera; Drosophilidae
Gene: Mst57Da
Product: accessory gland-specific peptide 57Da
Exons: 1
Coding region: 1-192 (63 amino acids)
Source: RefSeq, a predicted model, not a curated record
AUGAAGUUCCUGUCCCUGUUGGUCACUUUGCUGGUUGUUUUGGCCCUGGCCAAUGCACAAAGCAAGAAUUCCAAGAAUACGAAUCACAAUGUCAUCGUCAUCGGUGGCGCAGCUGGGGCGCCUGCGGCUCCUGCAGCUCCUGCAGCUCCUGCGGCUCCUGCGGAACCUGCGGAACCUGCAGCAACGGCCUAAAUCGCUUUUCACUGAGCGGUCCAGGCUUAUUAAUUUCCAAUAAAAUCUAGCCCUUGUCUUUGUAUAUGUUAUUAAAAAUCUGACAAAUAUUUGACAUCAAGUUAAACGAGCUUAUAAUAUACGACCUUUUCUUCAUCA